Molecule: messenger RNA, 2562 nt
Organism: Osmerus eperlanus (European smelt)
Lineage: Eukaryota; Metazoa; Chordata; Actinopteri; Osmeriformes; Osmeridae
Product: protocadherin alpha-3-like
Exons: 1
Coding region: 145-2562 (805 amino acids)
Biological process (GO): homophilic cell-cell adhesion
Cellular component (GO): plasma membrane
Molecular function (GO): calcium ion binding
Source: RefSeq, a predicted model, not a curated record
UUUACCCUAAUGUCUUUGGUGGAAAGGAAUACCUGUUCUUACAGCUUGGAUAUAUGAGAUGUACUUUUUAUCUGUCCUGGCGGGAACUGUAAUUUGACAAAACAUAUAUGUGUUUAUUGGGACCCGAACAUUUCCAGUAGACUAAUGAUGAGAGACGAAGGACAAAGGCGCAGACUGGAGUACUGGUGGGUCGCUCUGCGUUUCUCUUUGCUACUGUGCUUCGGAGAGCAGGUUGCGGCUCAGAUAAGAUAUUCUAUUCCCGAAGAGGUAAAAGAAGGUACUGUUGUUGGAAAUGUUGCUAAGGAUUUGGGUCUUGACAUAAGUGCAUUGACGGAUAGGCGCUUUCGUAUUGUUUCGGGAUCUAAUGAUGCUCUUUUCCAGAUAAACCAAGACAAUGGCGCCUUGUAUAUUGAUAGGAAUAUAGACAGAGAGAGCCUCUGUGAAGGCAAUAAUCCGUGCAUGAUGGACCUCAAAAUCGUUGUUGAAAAUCCCUUAGAAAUACAUUAUGUAGGUGUGGAAAUUACCGACGUGAACGAUCAUUCUCCAGUCUUCCCAGAAAAAGAGCAGCGGUUUGAAAUCGCUGAGCACACUGUGCCUGGAACACGAUUUCAACUUCAUGCAGCCCUUGACCGAGAUGUAGGGAUGAAUUCGGUCCAUACAUACAAACUAACAUCAAACGAGCAUUUUGAAAUUGAUGUUCGUCAAAGCGAUGACGAAAAAAUUCCAUUUUUAGUGUUGAGAAAAUCACUGGAUAGAGAACAAAACCAUGUACUUAAAUUAGUAGUAACGGCGAUAGAUGGAGGGAAACCUAAAAAAUCAGGUGCUCUUAAUGUCACCAUAAUUGUUAUUGAUGUUAAUGAUAAUCGGCCAGUUUUUAGUCAAGAUACAUAUCAAACUAGAAUACAGGAAAACGUACCAGUUGGCACAGCUGUGGUUCAAGUGAACGCAACAGAUCUUGAUGAGGGAAGCAAUGGUGACAUUGAAUACAGCUUAGGUAAAACUUUACGGCGAAAGGUUUACGAUAUUUUUGAGCUUGAUAGUUUAAGCGGUGAAAUUCGAGUGAAAGGUGAAGUGGACUUUGAAGAUACAGAGGUAUAUAAACUUGACGUGCAAGCUUCAGACAAAGGAACGCCUCCAUUAACUGCUGAAUGUAGAGUAAUAAUUAAGAUUAUUGACGUCAAUGAUAAUAAGCCAGAGAUAGACGUCACAUCGCUCUUGAACACUGUGUCUGAAGAAUCAAAACCGGGAACAGCCAUUUCCCUCAUUAGUGUAACUGAUAAAGACUCGGGAAUCAAUGGCAAAGUAAUAUCGACAAUAUCAGAGAACGUACCCUUUGAGUUAAAGACAUCAUAUAAAGAAAACGUUUAUUCAAUUGUCACAAAGGGGCAAUUAGAUAGAGAGCUCAUAUCAUAUUAUGACAUCACAAUAACAGCCACUGACUGUGGUCAGCCUCCUCUGUCCUCCUUCAAAACUCUGAGCGUCCAGAUAUCAGAUGUGAACGAUAACAGACCAGAAUUCUCUCAAAAUCCUCUUGAACUUUAUAUGUUGGAAAACAACGCUCCUGGUGCGUCAAUAUUCUCUGUAAGCGCUGCUGAUAAAGACAUGAAUGAAAAUGCUGCUGUCUCCUAUCACAUUAUUAGAGGCGAAGGGAAAAUGAAUGAUAUGGCAUCUUUCCUGAAUGUCAAUCCUGACAAUGGACACAUUUCCGCGCUAAAAAGCUUUGACUUUGAAUCUUUGAAAACGUUCCAAUUCCAAGUUGUAGCAACUGACUCUGGAACUCCGUCACUAAGCAGCAACGUCACAGUGAAUGUGUUCCUUCUGGAUCGGAACGACAACGCUCCAGUUAUCUUGUAUCCAGUCAGCGCUAACGGUUCUGCUGAAGGCGUGGAGGAGAUUCCCCGCAAUGUGAACUCAGGACAUUUGGUGACUAAAGUGAGAGCCUAUGACGCAGAUGUAGGAUAUAACGGAUGGUUGCUGUUUUCAAUGCAGGAAGUUAGUGACCACAGUCUCUUUUCUCUGGACCGCUACACAGGACAGAUAAGGACACUUCGGUCCUUCACAGAGACAGACGAGGCUGAACAUAAACUGGUCAUACUGGUCAAAGACAAUGGGAACGUUUCACUCUCAGCAACAGCUACUGUGAUCAUCAACGCUGUGGAGCCCAAAGAGGCUUUUGCUGCAUCUGAUGUUAAAAGCUCAGUCAAAGAUGAUGAUGAGAACAAUGUUACAUUCUAUUUGAUCAUCACUUUGGGGUCAGUUUCAACUCUUUUCCUGGUCAGCAUCAUCGUGUUGAUUGUAAUGCAGUGUUCUAAAACACCAGAUUAUUCAUCCAAGUAUUUACAAGAAACGAACUAUGACGGGACACUGUGCCACAGCAUCCAGUACAGAUCUGGAGACAAACGGUACAUGUUAGUUGGACCCAGAAUGAGUAUAGGUUCUACUAUCGUCCCGGGAAGCAAUGGGAAUACUCUGGUGGUCCCCGAUCACAGGAGUCGUGCGUCUGGAGAGGUAAGAGCUAUUUGUAUUGAUCGUUUUUUAAGCAUUCUUUUUUCUGUAUCAUAA